Messenger RNA from Gymnodraco acuticeps, 2537 nucleotides. It is a transcript of the gene snap47, whose product is annotated as synaptosome associated protein 47. Bases 273 to 1382 code for a protein of 369 amino acids. Gene Ontology annotation, cellular component: plasma membrane; SNARE complex. Gene Ontology annotation, molecular function: syntaxin binding; SNAP receptor activity. Gene Ontology annotation, biological process: synaptic vesicle fusion to presynaptic active zone membrane; exocytosis; synaptic vesicle priming. The transcript is spliced from 5 exons. NCBI's taxonomy places the organism in Eukaryota, Metazoa, Chordata, Actinopteri, Perciformes, Bathydraconidae. The record is from RefSeq and is a predicted model, not a curated record.
GUGACGUCACUUCCGUAAUAAACAGCUUUACAGAGAGGAGUGUAGGGUUACACUGCUCAGGACAACAAGGUAAUGUUGUCGAUUAAUGUCUUGUUAGACGGAUAUAAUAGUCCAAGAGGAAGUGAUAAAUGCUAAGAGGGUUUAUAACGUUUUAAUGACGCAAUCGUAAAGGCCGUUUCUUAUGAAGAUGUCAGGGUAAACGCCUCAGCUCAUCUGCUUCUUGGAUUCCUUAUUAUUACACCCUGAGGUGAAUCAGUGUAACUCCUUCCAAAAUGAGCCGGGAUGCUCCUAUCCACAGCUGGCCUGGCUCCUAUUACAUCAACACUGAGAAACGGUGGGAAACUGGCACCCUGUCCCUCACCAGGACCAUGGUGCGCUUUGUCUCUAACCAGAGUAAGGAGAGUCUUACCAGCUUUCGCCUUUCCAGGAUCAUGGAUAUCAAGAUGGAGUCAUCCAGUUUCAUCUUCAGCACUCUCACAGUGCUUGAAGAGGGCAAUGUGAAACACUGGUUUGGUUCCCUUAAGCCUAACAGGGUGGUGGUUUUUAACGUGUUAGAGCAUUUUUGGAGGGAACGCCUCCUGUCCCCUGGCUCAGAGGCACGGGGGGCCGAAUGCAAACCCUCUAAAGGCAGUGAGCUGAUCAGCCUGGUGGCGGGGGCCCAGAGAAGAUUGGAGGACACCGGCAAAGUCCUCAGCCACCAAGGAGAGCAGUUUGACAAUGCGAUGCAGGGACUGGAGAAGAUUGACUCAGAUCUGGGCGUGGCUGAUAAACUUUUGUCAGAGCUGGAAUCUCCCCCCUGGUGGCCUUUUGGUAAACUCCCCUGGAAAACUCAGCAGGAAGCUAAGGCGGAGGACGCUGCAAGAGCUGCGGCCCGUUCUGCAGCUGGUAAAGGCUCUGGUAGAAAUAAGGUAAUCGCAAGCAUCCCAGCUAUAGUGACCAAAGGAGGGGACUCUGACUUAAAACCUGGAUGCUUGUUGGUGCUGGUGUCCUCACUGGAGGUGCUAGACACAAACUGCCAACUCAUUCACCGCUUUGAAAGAAAUGACAUUGACGAAGUUAGAGUGCACAGUCCGUAUGAGAUCACUGUAAGACAGCGGUUCAUUGGGAAGCCGGAUAUAUGCUACAGGUUCCUGUCUGCCAAGAUGCCGGAGGCAAUGUCGGUGUUAGAGAUUCAAUACCGAAAAAAAGUGGAGUUCACUAGUGAAUACACUGCUUUCAGAGCAACUCCAGUUUCAUCUCCGUGUGACACAGAGGGGCAAACCUGGAAUGAAGUCAGGUCUGCUACAGAGGUGCCAAGACACGGAGCUCCCACUAGAGGUCCCAGCAGGAGCGCUGUCCCAGCUGCAGGUGCACAUCCUCCAGCCAUCUGUCAGUCAGUCUGAGGCCCAGGAACUGAAACAGAUGCUGAUGCAGCUGAAGAGCCUUGCCCUGGAGGCAGAGACAGAGCUGGAGCGGCAGGAUGAUGUUCUGAACGACCUGACCAGCUCCACUGACCGAGCCACCAUGAACGUGGAGAAGCACACUUGCCGCAUGAAAAAACUGCUGUAGCUGUGACAGCGUCCCCAUGCCCCCCCUUAGGGAUGCACAGCAAGCUUCCUAAUCGUCUUCAUGAGGUUGGUACAACAUUGGACCAGAACCUGAGUUGUAUAUUGGUAAAUAGCUUGCAUCUAAUGCCUUCGGAAAGCGAAAUAUAACAAGCCUUAUUUUUUAUCUUUGAAGAAACACAUUUGUUUUAUUUAAGUUGGGCGGACAUAUUCCCCACUAAAUAAGGUGUAAGCAAUAGAAUGACGGUUAAAGCUUUCCUGUUGCAUCACAGUAAUAUCCUUGUUACUGAUGAUGGAGUGCCAUUCUUUCUUUUUAUAACCUUUGCUUUCACAUUAUUGUCCUGCUGUAUCUGUGUCACUUGUCCUCUCCAGACAUUGUCUCUGUGCUGCUUUAUGUUGCAUGUCUUAAUAUUGCUGCGUUGUAUUGCAUCGAGAGAAAGGGUCCCAACAUUUCUAAGAUAUAGCCGAAGACUGUAAACGUGCAACUUGUUCUGGGAAUCUUGAAACCAGAACGGAAAACACUUCCAUGAUUUGUUUUUAAAUAAUGUAAACUAAAUACUCCAUAUUUAGCUCACAAUCUACUGUAUAUCUUGUGAACAAUUGACAAUUUAAUUCUGUAUAAUCUGUAAAUGACAGAUGCAUGUAUUGUGAUUUUAUUGUGUUCUCUUAUUACUGUCAACUUGUAAUUAGCUGAAAGUUAUACUUUAAAUUAUUUUUAAAAUAAUCAUUUCGGAGCUGUAAAUACGCUUCUUUUGCUGAUGAUACUAAACUUAUCCUGACAUUGGAUAGAAAUAAACGAUCAGCUAUAAAUAUAAAGGGAAAGGUACACCUGCAUCUGUUUAAAGCAAACAAAUGGAAUACAUGAAGCAACACUUGCAUUUUAGAUAUUGGAAUUAUUUAAUGAUUUCAUUCAUCUGAAAAGUAUCACAAUUGUAGGCCUGUCAUAGCAUAUGAUCUGAAAUAAAAGUAAGUCUCCAACUAUCAAAAGUAAAA